AUGGAUUCAGUGUUAGAAAGUGCUCGUUUUAUUAGCGAAAAUAGUAAAGAUGUUAGUAUUCCAGAUGAUGGAAUUCAAAAAGCUGCAAAUAUUAUAUAUGAAAAUAUGAAAAAAACAAAAUAUUCAAUUUCUUCUUGGAAAAAAAAUGAACUUCAUCCCAGUAUUGCAGAUAACAAAGCCAUAGAUUGGAUUUUUAUGGUAGAUCUUUUAAACUUUUCAUUUUGGUCAGAACUUGAUAAAGAAAUUCAAAGUAGCCCAAGUAGUGAAAGAUUUUCUAUUGAAUAUAACAAUAAUAGAUAUACUGGCUAUUGGUCUUUAUGUGCUGCAAUAAAUCGAGCUUUGGAGGACGAGAUUCCAAUAACAACUCCAUCAUUUUACAUGUCUGAGAAAAAGUUAACAGAUAAUGGUAUUCGGCACAUAUUUCGUUCAGCCACAAAAGAAGAGAUGCCUUUGCUCGAUGAACGUAUUCAUAGUAUUCGCGAAGCUGGCAAAGUUUUAGUUGAGAAAUUUGGUGGUAGUUUUGUCAAUUGUAUUACACGAGCCAAUAAAUCUGCAGCGAAUUUAUUAAAAAUCAUUACAGAAAACUUCAAUUCUUUUUGUGAUGAAAGCAAUUUUCAAGGGCGUAAAGGGCUUGCUUUGAAGGAAAGGAACUUGGAGAAUUCCAUGAUAUUGAUAAAAUUACAAUGUGCAUUAUCUUAUUCGCCAAGUCUUCUUAAUCUCCUUGAAUCAUUCACACUAAUUCCUCAUGAUUCUCGUCCUGAAAUUGAAAUUAGAGAUAAUGAUGGCGAUAACGGUAAUAGUAGUAAUAGUUCUUCUUCCUCAGGUGGUAUAAAUGCAAUUAUUUUGGAUUACUUUAUAUGGGAUUUUGCUAGUCAAAAUAAACAUAAACUAAGUGUAGAGUUAACAAAGAAGUGA
Entrophospora candida is the source of this 915-nucleotide messenger RNA. Lineage: Eukaryota; Fungi; Glomeromycota; Glomeromycetes; Entrophosporales; Entrophosporaceae. The record is from the annotation of a GenBank genome assembly.